AUGGCGGGUUGCGGCGGAUUAUAUUCAGGCGAUCAGUGUGUAAAGGCCCUCUAUCGUCGUGCGGUGGCUAACGAGAGGCUGAAAGAAUACACAAACGGCCUGGCGGAUGUAAAGAAAGCAUUAAAAACUGUUCCUGAUGAUGUAGACUUUCUAAAGGCGGAUGUAAAGAAAGCAUUAAAAACCGUUCCUGAUGAUGUAGACUUUCUAAAGCUGAAAGAGAGACUAGAAGUGAAGAUAAAAGCAGAGAAAGAGCAGCAGAAAAAGAUGUAUUCGAGGAUGUUUGGCUAA
This is a messenger RNA of Eimeria mitis, 288 nucleotides long. RefSeq names its product DnaK family domain containing protein, putative. Gene Ontology annotation, molecular function: protein binding. The record is from RefSeq and is a predicted model, not a curated record. Lineage: Eukaryota; Apicomplexa; Conoidasida; Eucoccidiorida; Eimeriidae. The transcript has 5 exons. The coding region runs from base 1 to 288 and encodes 95 amino acids.